AUGCAAGUAGAUUAUGAUGCAUCACUAAAGAAUCAAACAUGGGAGCUUGUGCCACAUUAUCCCUCUCACAACAUUGUUGCUUGCCGAUGGUUGUACAGAAUUAAAAAGAGGCCGGAUGGCCCUCGUGCCUGGUAUAAUGCACUCAAGGCUUAUCUCCUCUCCAUGGGCUUCUUCAAAUCUGAAUCUGAUAGCUCCUUGUUCAUCAAGCAUGCUUAUGCCAUCACUGUUUAUCUUCUAGUUUAUGUGGACGACAUCAUUGUUACUGGCAGCGAUCAUGUGGUGGUUCAACAGGUUAUCUCAUCACUUGCUACUCAUUUUUCCCUUAAAGAUCUUGGCCCCCUAGAUUACUUUCUUCGUGUUGAAAUCUUACGACAUUCCGAUUGUCUUUUCUUGUCUCAAUCUCAUUAUUUUUCUGAUAUUCUUCAAGAUGCAACUAUGCAAAAUUGUAAUCCAGCUAAGACACCCAUGAGCUCCUCUGCGAUUUAUCAUGUUUGUGAUGGCUAUCCACCUACAGAUGCUACCAAGUAUAGACAGGUUGUUGGGAAACUUCAAUAUCUUAGUUUCACCAGACCAGACAUAUCAUACUCGAUAAAUAAGCUCUCACAAUUUAUGCAUACUCCCUCUGCACUAUACUGGCAAGCUGUUAAAAGAGUCCUUCAAUAUCUCCAAGGCACCAUACAUCAUGGUCUCUGUUUAAGGAAAAGUGACGCCUUAAACUUGGUAAUGUUCUCUGAUGCCGACUGGGCUGGUGAUAUCAAUGAUCGCACCUCUACUUCGGGUUAUGUACAAUUUCUUGGUCACAAUCCAAUCAGCCGGUCCUUUAACAAACAAACUACUAUUGCACGGUUUUCCACUGAAGCUGAGUAUCGUGCAGUUGCUAGUGGUCUAGCUAAAACAACUUAG
Dioscorea cayenensis subsp. rotundata (Guinea yam) is the source of this 903-nucleotide messenger RNA. RefSeq lists its product as uncharacterized. Lineage: Eukaryota; Viridiplantae; Streptophyta; Magnoliopsida; Dioscoreales; Dioscoreaceae. The coding region runs from base 1 to 903 and encodes 300 amino acids. The record is from RefSeq and is a predicted model, not a curated record. The transcript has 2 exons.